AUUCCUCUCUCUCUCCUACACUCACCCUAACACACACGCAUUAUAAGUCUACUAUAGCGGUGCAAUAGUGAGCCAGAGGUCGUCCUUUCGCAUUUCAAACUGUAGGCCAUUGGGGCGAGACCUCAGAGCGCAUCGCGGCAAUCAGACCCAAACCGCGGCGAUUUAACCAAUCCAAGCAAAGUACGCGCUUUGCCGGACGCACAUUCACGCCAAUGGUCCUCUGACGGGUCGAGCGCACGAGCUCCCCGCAAUCCGCGUUAUCGGCAGCUCAGUAGCCAAGGAACGGGGUGGCAGCCAGGAGAGGAGUAGAGAAGUGGAGGACAGAGAAGAGGAGGGAAGGUGGCUGAGCUUACUGAGGACCGACGACGAGAAUAAACAAACACGCCACAUUAUAGGGUAGUCUGCGAGGACAGAGCAUACAAACCGUGAACUGCUGAUAUUCUGAGUGGAAAGAACUGACGCCCGAGGUGACAACGAUCUUCGACUGAAAUGGCUGAGGUGUCACAGGAGGAGAAACUUCAGGCAAUCGCUGAGAAGAGGAAGAAGCAGACAGAGAUUGAGAACAAGAGGAGGCAGCUGGAUGAUGACCGAAGGCAGCUCCAGCAUCUCAAGUCUAAAUCCCUGCGGGAGCGCUGGUUGCUGGACGGCGCGCCAGAGGAGGAGGAGACACAAAGGCGUCUCCACGACGACGAAGUGAAGACCAAACUGCUGGAGCAGAACAUCACCAGGCUGGAGCAGGAAAUCGAGGACCUGGAGACAGGCGUGGCAGAUGAUGGGGGCGUGGCCAAAGAGAAUGGAGGUGAGAAUGGCGUGGUGCAAGGCAGCAAGGUGGCGGGCCAGACCCCCAGGAGGGAGGUGACGGGCAUGGAGGCUAAGCUGGUGGGGCCCAGCCCGGACCAGGCCAGCGCCGAGAACCCCGUCACCCUGGUCUUCAUGGGCUACAAGACGGUGGAGGAGGAGCAGGAGAGCCGCGCCGCUCUGGGCACGGAGGGCGUGGACGGAGACGUCAAGGCUGAGUUUGUGGUCAUCGAAGACGGGGAGGGGAAGACGGGGGGGGAGGCGGGAGCCACGGGGGAGGCGGGGCCCCCCAACGGCAGCAUGGCAGAGAAAGGGGAGGCCAAUGGAGGCGGGGAGGAAGGAGAGAAGAAGGAGGAUGAGAAGAAACAGCCCUGCAAGUGUUGCACGGUUAUGUGAUAGUGUGUGUGUGUGUGUGUGUGUGUGUGUGUGUGUGUGUGGAGUGGAGUGUCUGUGCGUGCAAUUGCGUGUGUGUACGUGUGUGCUUGGGCAUGAGUGUUCCUGCGUGGGUGGGCUUGAAGGGUGUGUGUGUGUGCGUGUGUGUGUGUGUGUGCAUAUGCAUGUGUGUGGAAGAGAGUGUGUUCUCACAGGACUGGAAAAAAAACUACAGUUCAACACCAGAGAAAACUACAGCCAAGAUGGCAGCCGCUGAAGCCAACUGGACAUCUGCAGCCACCCUAACAAACAUGAAGACUCAACACUCUCAAGUAUUCUCCUUUCUCUGAUAUGUAUUUUACUUUUUAUUUCUAUUGAUAUUUUUCUAUUUUUCUGUCUUGACAUUUAUAAUGUAUUCAGUAUGUAUAUCUUUAUUAUUGAACUGUAUGUAAUUUUGUUGUUAUUGUUGAAUAGAACAUGUGACAGCUCUCUAGGUUGUACUGUUACAUCUGGGGAGAUCUGGAAACUUCUAAUCUAUGUCAUUUAGUCACUACAAAGAAAUAUGAAGGACACAGGCGCAUAUGUAUAUUCCUCUGUGUAUCUAACUAUUUAUCAAUCUAUUUCAUAAUACGAUAAUGUCUCCAAGAUAUGAUUUUGAAUAGUAUUUUAAUAUAUUGAUAUCAAAUUAUGUUUUUUACAGUGUGUAUUUAUUUGUUUUGGGUUUUAUUUUGAAUCAUCUCCAACCACUAUCUGCAUGAAAGCUUGUAUGCGCUACCAUAUUCAGUUAAAAUCACGAGGAUUAAAAAAAAGAAGUGCUGUCUAAACUCCUGUCCUCACCUAUAGUUGUCAUAAGCCUUUACACAGUGAUAUGAUUAACUGUUGACGGUUGUCACAAAUACGAAGCUGACCCAGAGGCUCGUCACAAUGACACUUCAUUACAACAUAACAUGUACCUGUAACCCUGUGCUUGGGUCCUGUUCAUUAGAGAGAACCCCACUGCAUCACUGGUCACUGCAAGUCAACUCAUCCCUGCAAUGCUUCUUAACGCUUAGCAGUUUGGUGGCGUCAGCAAUAAUGUCAAUGUUGCGUCUAAAGAGGACCACUGCAUGAACAGGUCGGACAGGUCCAUUCACCAUCACGUUUCCCUUGUUUUGUCAUGAAUGUAAUCUCGGGUUUAACUGGGACGUCGCGGAGGGUGGAGCUGGCCCCCCCCCCUGCAUCUUUCAUUUCCAUGCGAAUCCAACAAACCCAGUCCCAGACAGUCCUCAUGACUCACUGCUGGUUCCUGCUGACCAACCAGGGAGGUCGUCUAGCUUUGACACCCUGUUUGUCCCUCUGGUGUUCUAGAUUUCGAGGCUGUGGCUGCAGACCACGCUAGCCAGCCAGCCAGUCAGCCAGUCUGUAAAACAGUCAGUCAGUAAGACAGUCAGUCGGUCAGUAAGACAGGCCGACUGUCCCUCCACAUCCCCAUGGUGGACCGUGUGCGGACCCAGAGGAAACAGAACCCCCCCCCCCCCCCCCCCCGAGGUUGGUGCUAAUUCUCGCUCUCCGCUCGUUGUCUCGCUCCUCCGGCUCGAGGGACUUUCUAUGACCGAGUUGUUGUCGUUCUUCUCAUGGACUCUACUGUCGCUCUACUGCCCUGGGGUUAACACCAGAGAAAAAUUGCCUUUGUGUCGAAACGAGCGGGAGACCUCCACACAGCCGUGUGUUUCCGGUGUACAGUUCCAACCUUCGUGUGACUGACUUGUUCCCUGUCAUGGUUUCUAUUUGGCCCCCUGCAUUAGAAGGGGCAGCAUUGUAUUUGAUGUGAUUACUACAUCUGUGUAUUGUCGGUGCCUUUUGUCAGGUUCAAUUGGUUGGGCUAGUGAGCCCCGGGUUUCCCAGCUCUGGGCCCGCCCCACCGUCACCCCUCCUCAAACCCAAACACUAGGAUCCACGCCAGAUGGCGGACGACGUGAAACUCAGGCAUACGCCCUACUGCCCGCGAGGAUUUCCUGUAUGCCCUGUAGAAUGAGCAGUAAAUGGGUGGGGGACAGCAUUGGAAAGAGAGGAGGCUUGGUCCAUUGACGGUAUGCCCACGACUUCAUACCAAACGACACCCCUUACUCACCUCCGGUUGUUAGUUACGUCCACACAUUCAUCCCAGGGUCUUGUGUCUCUCACUCCAGAGUUUACUGGCCAAGCAGUUGGGGGUGUCACUGGUCCCGGAGCUGAGAAGCCCUGUGUCAGACCAACGGCCUGUUCAUCUAUUCUGUGGUCGUCCAAAUGUUUAAUCUCUAAUAAAAUUACUGUUUGUUUUCA
This is a messenger RNA of Hypomesus transpacificus, 3471 nucleotides long. It is a transcript of the gene palm1b, whose product is annotated as paralemmin 1b. The record is from RefSeq and is a predicted model, not a curated record. Gene Ontology annotation, biological process: regulation of cell shape. Lineage: Eukaryota; Metazoa; Chordata; Actinopteri; Osmeriformes; Osmeridae. The transcript has 6 exons. Gene Ontology annotation, cellular component: membrane. The coding region runs from base 490 to 1194 and encodes 234 amino acids.